CGGAAUUUGAUUUAAAACGAAUAAAAGUAAACCGGUUUAUAGAUAAAGGAUGAUUGAACCGGGUUGUCUUUUUUUUCUCCCAAAGCUCUUCCGUCUCCAUGGAUGUUUGUAGGUUACAGAGCAAAAACAAACAACUCAGCUGAAGAAAUAAUGAUGAUAAAGAGAUCGAUUACUACAAAUAUGAAGGCUUUGAGAUUGAUUCAGCCUCAUCUCUUGAAGACAGGUAGUCUUAGAACUGAUUUGCUCUGUACCAUUUCGAGUUUCUUUUCUAGCUGCGAACGAGACUUUUCAAGUAUUAGCAAUGGGAAUGUCUGUUUCAGAGAGAGAUUGAGAAGUGGUAUUGUUGAUAUUAAGAAAGAUGAUGCUAUUGCUCUGUUCCAAGAAAUGAUUAGGUCUCGUCCUCUUCCUAGUCUUGUUGAUUUCAGUAGAUUCUUUAGUGCCAUUGCCAGAACAAAACAGUUCAAUCUCGUGUUAGAUUUCUGCAAGCAACUGGAAUUGAAUGGGAUUGCUCAUAACAUCUACACUUUGAAUAUCAUGAUCAACUGCUUUUGCCGGUGUUGUAAAACUUGUUUUGCUUAUUCUGUUUUGGGAAAAGUAAUGAAGCUUGGGUAUGAGCCUGACACAACCACGUUUAACACUCUGAUCAAAGGACUCUUUCUUGAGGGUAAAGUGUCUGAAGCUGUGGUUUUAGUCGAUAGGAUGGUGGAAAACGGAUGUCAACCUGAUGUGGUUACUUAUAAUUCGAUUGUAAAUGGGAUAUGUAGAUCAGGAGAUACUUCUUUGGCCUUGGAUUUGCUCAGAAAGAUGGAAGAAAGAAAUGUUAAGGCUGAUGUGUUUACUUACAGUACAAUCAUUGAUAGUCUUUGUAGAGAUGGUUGCAUAGACGCUGCAAUUAGCCUUUUCAAGGAAAUGGAGACGAAAGGGAUUAAAUCUAGUGUUGUUACGUAUAAUUCUCUUGUGAGAGGUCUUUGUAAAGCCGGUAAAUGGAAUGAUGGGGCACUGUUGUUGAAGGAUAUGGUGAGUAGGGAAAUCGUCCCUAAUGUCAUCACUUUCAAUGUAUUACUUGAUGUUUUUGUCAAAGAAGGGAAGCUUCAGGAGGCUAAUGAAUUGUACAAAGAGAUGAUCACAAGAGGUAUAUCACCUAAUAUUAUUACUUAUAAUACCUUGAUGGAUGGGUAUUGUAUGCAGAACCGUCUUAGUGAGGCCAACAAUAUGUUGGAUCUUAUGGUUAGGAAUAAGUGCAGUCCUGAUAUCGUGACUUUUACAAGUCUCAUCAAAGGAUAUUGUAUGGUGAAAAGAGUUGACGAUGGUAUGAAGGUCUUCCGCAAUAUUUCUAAGAGAGGCUUGGUUGCCAAUGCAGUUACUUAUAGCAUUCUUGUCCAAGGGUUUUGUCAAUCCGGGAAAAUAAAGCUCGCAGAGGAACUUUUCCAAGAAAUGGUUUCACACGGUGUUCUUCCUGAUGUUAUGACGUAUGGUAUUUUGCUUGAUGGCUUGUGUGACAAUGGGAAGCUUGAAAAGGCAUUGGAAAUUUUUGAGGAUUUACAAAAGAGUAAGAUGGAUCUUGGUAUUGUUAUGUAUACAACCAUCAUCGAGGGGAUGUGCAAGGGUGGAAAAGUGGAAGAUGCCUGGAAUUUAUUCUGUAGCCUACCUUGUAAAGGAGUGAAGCCUAAUGUUAUGACAUACACCGUGAUGAUUUCAGGAUUAUGUAAGAAAGGGUCACUGUCUGAAGCAAACAUCUUGCUUAGAAAAAUGGAGGAAGAUGGGAAUGCGCCAAAUGAUUGUACAUACAACACACUAAUCCGGGCACAUCUCCGAGAUGGUGACUUAACUGCAUCAGCUAAACUUAUUGAAGAAAUGAAGAGUUGUGGGUUCUCAGCAGAUGCUUCCAGUAUUAAGAUGGUUAUCGAUAUGUUAUUGAGUGGUGAAUUGGACAAAAGCUUUCUAGAUAUGCUUUCGUAACAGUUUGGUGGUUUUUAAUUAUUGUCUUAGAGCAAUGAAAAGGUUAACACUCAGAUAUUGUCUUAGCAAAGGUUCAAAGAGCCGACAAGAUCUCCUGGAGUUAAGCGGUUCAGAGAAAAUCAGGCUUAGUAGCUUAACCUUUGUUAAAAUGUUUGUCCGUUUGCCUUGACAUCUUCUCAAAAUGGUAUCUCUUCUCUUUUAUUUUCUAAAUUUUGCAGUUAAAUGUUUUCUGUUCCAUGCAUACUCUAAAACCAAAUCCCUGACACUUUGAUUUUUGUUUAGCCCUGCAACACUAUUACUACAUCUCUAAACGUCAACACAAUCGAAGCUCGUGGUAUGAAUUCCGCAGAACUGAAUAGAGAUCUCAGGAAGCUAAGGAGAUCAUCGGUUCUAAAGAAGUUCAAGAACAGGGAUGUUAGGGUACUUGUGACUAACGAGCUCUUGACUUGGGGUUUGGAAGAUGCGGAAUGUGAUCUCAUGGUCGAUCUUGAGCUUCCAACAGAUGCUGUUCACUAUGCUCAUCGAGCUGGAAGAAUGAGAAGGCCGGGAAGGAAAAUGACGGUGGUUACAGUGUGUGAAGAAUCACAAGUGUUAUAGUGAAGAAGAUGGAGAAGCAACAUGGUCUGCCUUUCUUGUAUUGUGACUUUAUUGAUGGAAAACUUGUUGUCCUGCAGAAGAUAUAGCUAUUUUACUCUAGUUUGCAGAUUCUUUUUAUAACCAAUUAAAUUCAGAACUUUCUUAUUUAUUUAUUUCUAAUACAACGAAACAUACUAAUUGUACUGGACU
This is a messenger RNA of Arabidopsis thaliana (thale cress), 2745 nucleotides long. It is a transcript of the gene RPF1, whose product is annotated as RNA processing FACTOR. The record is from RefSeq and is marked reviewed. Gene Ontology annotation, cellular component: mitochondrion. The transcript has 2 exons. The coding region runs from base 103 to 1959 and encodes 618 amino acids. Lineage: Eukaryota; Viridiplantae; Streptophyta; Magnoliopsida; Brassicales; Brassicaceae.